GCGUGUGUGUAAGCCGAAGCCGGCAAAACACCAUUGCUAAGGGAACUGAAGCGCUAGAGGAUGAAAGACAGCGUAGAUUUGUGGCAGGUAGCAACUAUGUUGCUGUUGCUAUACACAUAGCAGAAAACUUUUGUUAGUAUCCGGCAACACUGCACAUUGUUGUUGUUUACACAAAAAACAUACAUACAUACAUACAUAUAUAAAAAUAAAAUAAAAUAAUUACAUAUGUUUACAUAAAAAUAAAAUACAAGGCAGGUAUGUGCAUAAGUGAAGAACUAAGUAAAACAGGCAAAGCAAGUGUGAUGAUAAAUUAGAUGCGAGGGAUCAAGCGCGGAGUACAAAGCGAAUGCUUGAUGUGUGGAAAGUGGAAAGCAGGAGGACGCAGAAAGAAACUACCCCCGUGAUUAUGGUUGUAUUGUAGCUUGUCGUAUAACUCAAAACAUCGACUACCUCCCGAUAUGGACCAGACAGAUUCCAAAGAGGAAUAUAGCAGUCGUUGUUAGAGGGGCAUCCGGUGCAUACUUUGGCUAUACUUUAACUCCAGCUGGAAUACGCAUGCAAAAUAAUUUUUAACUAACAGCCACAAAUUGCAAAUAACUGCAUCGGUAGUGGAAAUUUUUUCUCUAAUUUUUGGCGUAAAUAAAUUCAGCGGAUCGAACUCUCACCCAGAUGUCCUUAUUUCGGCAAUUUUUUGGUUCUACCUCAAACUCAUGGAUACGCGCGCUCAUCAUCUUCGUACUCACCUGGGCGCUGCUCGUUUACGUUUUUGUCAAUAAGCUGAGUGCGCAACCGAAUUCGGACGCGGAUACGAUAACAGCGAAACGCAUCAAUCAGGCGCUGCAGCUGCUCGAAUACUCGAAGCAACGCAAUGAGGAGCUGCGUCAGAUGAUCGAGAAGUUGUCGAGUGACCAAAUCGACAAGCAGUCGGCGCAGCGUCUCAUCGAAAAGCUCGAAUUCAAUUUGCAAAACUCCAUAAACAUACAGAACCAAGAUGCCGCAUUGGCUGACUUCAUGGGCGCCGGCGACGGUGACGGCGUUGAUGCGGACACUUUCGGCGGCAUGCCGGCUCCAAAUGCGGGCGCUCAACGAGCUGCUGGCAGCGCGCACGAGCCCAGCCUGGAGUACGAGCUGCUACGUCGCCGUAUACAGUCGAACAUAGGUGAGAUUUGGAACUACUUUAGCAGUGAGUUGGGUAAGCUGCGCAAGCGCGCCGCGCCAACGCAGGCCGAAUUAACGCAGGACAUCAAUGAAGUGCUGCAACUGGGCGCCGAACACAAGCGCUCACUGUUGAGUGACAUGGAGCGCCUGCGGGAGGUGGAUGGUUACGAGGCGUGGCGUCAGCAAGAGGCGCGCGAUUUGAGUGAUUUGAUGCAGCGGCGGCUGCACUACCUGCAAAAUCCGAAGGAUUGUGCCAACGCGCGCAAGCUGGUGUGCAAACUGAAUAAGGGCUGCGGCUACGGCUGCCAGUUGCACCAUGUCGUCUACUGCUUCAUAGUGGCCUACGCGACGGAGCGCACAAUGAUCUUGAAGUCGCGGGGCUGGCGCUACCAUAAAGGCGGCUGGGAGGAGGUUUUCCUGCCGGUGUCCGAGACUUGCCUGGAGGCGGACGCCGCGCACGCCAGCAACUGGCCUGGGCGGCAUGAUAUGCCGGUGCUGGUGUUGCCGAUCAUUGACUCGCUAAUGCCGCGUCCGCCCUUCCUGCCGCUAGCUAUACCUGAGGACUUGGCGCCGCGACUUAAGCGUCUGCACGGCGAUCCGAUUGUGUGGUGGAUCGGACAGUUUUUGAAGUACUUGCUGCGUCCGCAAAGAGGCACGCUGGAGUUCCUCGAUGCAGGUCGUGCGAAAUUGGGUUGGAAGAAGCCCAUUGUCGGCGUUCACGUGCGUCGCACCGACAAAGUUGGCACCGAAGCGGCUUUCCAUCGCAUAGAGGAGUACAUGACACACGUCGAGGACUACUUCCUAACCUUGGAGAUGAACGCCACUACAGUGCCGCGACGCAUAUUCCUCGCUUCCGAUGACGCGCGCGUCAUCGAGGAGGCACGCAACAAGUAUCCCCAGUACGAGAUCAUAGGCGACCCGGAGGUGGCACGCAUGGCCGCCGUCUCGACGCGCUACACCGAUACCGCGCUCAACGGCAUCAUACUCGACAUACAUCUGCUCUCUCUCUCCGACUACCUGGUGUGCACGUUUAGCUCGCAGGUCUGCCGCAUGGCCUACGAAAUAAUGCAAACGCUGUACCCGGAUGCGGCGCAUCGCUUCAAAUCGCUAGACGAUAUCUACUACUACGGUGGGCAGAAUUCGCACAAUCGACAAGUGGCCAUAGGCCAUCCGGCGCGCAAUCACGACGAGAUCCACAUGAAGCCAGGCGACCUGGUGGCCGUGGCCGGCAACCAUUGGGACGGUUAUUCGAAGGGCAAGAAUACGCGCACAAAUCAAGUGGGACUCUUCCCCUCGUUCAAGGUGGUUGACAAGGUGGAAACCGUCAAGUUGCCACUGUACGAGCAGGUGCAGGAGGGGCGGGUGUGAACGCGAGCGGAGCGCGUUGCGCGCACAAUGCUCUGAGCUGAGUUGUGCGACACUAGCGCGUUAAGAAAAUAUUUAUCAUGCAGUUAGGCAUUUUGUAUGUAUGAUUUUUUUUGUUUUUAAUUUAGGUUUGUAAAAAUUAUUAUUUUAGUGCUGUGCAAUACUACUCUGCUAGAUGCUAGAUUUUAGUCAAUAACUAUAGACGCAACAUGAAAAUUACGUAUAAUAUAUUUUUAUAUAAUUUUUUGCGCGGCGAUUUUGAUUUUUCACUCUUUCGACCGCUAGAGCUGCACAAAACCG
Rhagoletis zephyria (snowberry fruit fly) is the source of this 2823-nucleotide messenger RNA. It is a transcript of the gene FucT6, whose product is annotated as alpha-(1,6)-fucosyltransferase 8. Gene Ontology annotation, molecular function: protein binding; glycoprotein 6-alpha-L-fucosyltransferase activity. Gene Ontology annotation, cellular component: Golgi cisterna membrane. The record is from RefSeq and is a predicted model, not a curated record. Lineage: Eukaryota; Metazoa; Arthropoda; Insecta; Diptera; Tephritidae. Gene Ontology annotation, biological process: protein N-linked glycosylation.